AUGCGAAACACCACCUGCCACCUCCCCAAUGGCCUCACCUUCAACGUAUCGCCUGUCUUUGGUGGGGUCGCCUUUAAGUCGGCCGACUUCACCGUACAGCACAACUACACCUUCCCUCCCGGCUGGACGAUUAUGAUAAAUACUGCGAAGCCUCGCAAAUCAAAGGAACAGACAGACCAGCCAGACUCCGAGAAUCCGUGCGACGAUGGCGGCAGUGUCACUCGUUUCACCACUCCCACCUUGACCCGCGACUCCCUCUACAUCUCUUACAUAGUCAACCCACCUUCGAGCGAUUUCAAGCCCGUAGCCUCGCCCACACGUCUGAUCGCCAUGAUGCUCUGGGCAACGUUGUGGUGGUACUUCCAUGAGCCAGAGCCAGACCUGCACCUCGAAACCGCCGCCUCAAGCAAGACCCCCCGCGACGGACGACCGAAAGGCGAAUGGCGGAUAAACGUUAAGCGCGAGGGAAUAUUCAAAGGCCGGAACCUGCUCCAGAAGCUCGAGCGCAUGGGUCUCCUGGCGACCGAAGAUUCCUCCGUCGGCCUGCAGCCAAUCGAAACCCGCGACUCAAGCAGCUGGUCGACGAUGUUUGUAAGCCGACGCAGCUUCUGGCAGCUGGAUCCGCGACUGUUCCUGUUCACACUCACACCUCGCGCAAACCCAUCUCCAUCACCGUUUGUGUCCCGGGAUGCUUCGCCGACGCGCGACGGCCUGCCCUCCGCCACGACGCUCAAGCUGGCGCCCAUGGAAGCAACCUUCCACACGGCGAACAUGGGCCCGUUCACAUCCGUGGGACCUUUCACCUCAGGGAGUCAUUUGCCAACGUACUUCCCGCCCCCGCCAACUCAGUAUAUCUUCACGAACGGGGUGCGGCAUCCCGUGCGCCCGAAGGCGCCGCACCAGGGCGAGGUAUUUUACGUCCGGUACAUCCCCAGCUUGAGUCAGUAUCUGUCUUUCCGGGUCCCAUUUGCGCCGAUGGCGGCCUCGACCUCACAGUCACAACCCGGUAGCGGCAGUCGACCGGGGACACCGGUGACGUCAUCCGUUACCAGCAUAGAGCAGCAUCUCACGGAGAACAUCUGCUCGGACUUGGACACGCUGCAUCGGUGGAUGAACGUGCCGCGAGUGGAAGCAAUGUGGUCCGAAGGCGGGCCGAAAUCCGUACAGGAGAAGUUCCUGCUCGCGAAUCUGACUAGCCGACACAGCUUCCCUGUGAUUGGAUGCUGGGAUGGGAAGCCGUUCGGGUAUUUCGAGAUCUACUGGGUGAAAGAGGAUCCACUAGGCCGACUUCUGGACCACGUUGGCAACUACGAUCGGGGAAUCCAUCUGCUUAUCGGGGAACAGGAGUUCCGCGGUGCGCACCGGGUUGCGGUUUGGUUGAGUGCGCUGGUGCACCAUUGCUUUUUGGCGGAUAUGCGAACUGAAUCUGUGGUUCUGGAGCCGAGGAUUGAUAAUAUCAAACUGAUUAAUUACCUCCAAGAAGCGGGCUUCUAUAAGGAAGGCGAGGUCAGCUUCCCGCAUAAGCACUCGGCUAUUAUGCGGAUCAAGCGUGACUACUGGGAAAGCCCGGUUCUAUAG
Penicillium bovifimosum is the source of this 1578-nucleotide messenger RNA. Its product is annotated as GNAT family N-acetyltransferase. The transcript is spliced from 2 exons. Gene Ontology annotation, biological process: siderophore biosynthetic process. The coding region runs from base 1 to 1578 and encodes 525 amino acids. NCBI's taxonomy places the organism in Eukaryota, Fungi, Ascomycota, Eurotiomycetes, Eurotiales, Aspergillaceae. The record is from RefSeq and is a predicted model, not a curated record.